Oncorhynchus mykiss (rainbow trout) is the source of this 2672-nucleotide messenger RNA. The record is from RefSeq and is a predicted model, not a curated record. NCBI's taxonomy places the organism in Eukaryota, Metazoa, Chordata, Actinopteri, Salmoniformes, Salmonidae.
CCCUUUGGGGUUCAGGUGACUGAGUGUGGGAAGCCUUUGUCAGAGGGUAAAAGUUGCAUACCCCUGGGCUGUAGGCUGCACACCUUGGGUCAAAUAUUAGGUUCUGUAGCUGUGCAUUUUAUCGAAACAAUUCUGUUCUACAAUGGUUCUUUUCCUUAGCUCAGGGUUGUUUUGCCUAUUGAUGGCAGCUGUGGGCAUACAAGCACAACAGACACCUUCUAUAAAUGACCUCCAUGCUGAAUGCCUUGGUAACGUUAUUCGUUUGAGUGUCGCUCCUCUUUUUGAAGAGGUUGCUACUGUCUUCAAUGACACACACAUCAUAAACCUGACGCCUGGCCUUGCUACUCAGUGUGGAUUCAGCUUUAAAUUUGACCCCAUGGGGAAUGCCAUGUUUUUUGCUUCUCUUCAAAACUGCUUUUCCCAAAACAUGGCUGCUUCAGGAUACAAAAUGACAGCAGUCGUCUUUAGUCCUAGCAAGAAGGUCAUGAAUGUGGAUGAGGUCCAAAGAAAGGGCUAUGCGAUAGCCAACACUCCCACACGGCUGGUGUUAAGAAGCCCCCAUAAUGCAGAGGAAACAUACCUCCAGAAUGUAGCUGGGGUUCCGAUGCGGGUGCUCUCAACCUCAACCUUCUUUGAGCAGAAGUGGCUGGUUACUCGAGUAGAUGCCACGGCUGUUUGUCCAACACCAGAGGCAGUGGUCUUUACUCCAGAAGUGAUCACCUGGUACAUGCCCAAGCACAUAGACCCACUUUUCUCCUCUGAUGCCUUCACUAUGUUGGAGGUGUACAUGGGAAUUGACGCUAAGAGGCUGGACACUGAGGAAAUGGCUGCCAGAAACUACUCGGUUUUAGUCACGGAGGCUCAUAUUAUUGUUGAAAUUCCGGUGGGGGCUGUUGGCGGCUAUUUCAAGAGCCAUAUUCAGGAUGACCAGUACUUUGUCACUUACACCAUUGAGCCCAUGCUUGAGUUGCUGUGGAUCGAGGAGGUCGCACACGAGGACACCAGCUACAAAGUCCUCUUCCCUAUCACAACACCUCCGAUGGCCAGGCCUCCACAAGUUCGCAACUACACGCCCUUAGACACAGUUCCUGAGCAGGCAGUGUUUGUGCUUGAGUUGGGGACCUUCAACCUUGAUGUGGAGCUGCUGAACAUCACCUUUCCCACCAUGGUGCUAACUGUUGCAGAGUGCAACGCCAGAGGCUUCAAUGUUCAGGAGCAGAGAUCCCCGGACAACACCUUGAAGACCUUCAGGAUGGAGGUGCCCUUCUCAGACCCGGUGGUCGUCAAGGAGAGAAGGGCGGAACAAGGUGUCACAACCUUCACUCUUCAGCUGAUCUACGGCCUGGUCGUCUUUCCAGAGUACGCUCCUUUCUCUCACUCUGCCGUUGUGGACGCUGUACUGCUGGACAUUGUGCCACCCUCAGUCACUGGCAACUGUGAUCAGGAGAACUUCCACAUCACUGUGGACUACAGGAACCAAGAUCCCUUUUUCGUGGUCUUGGUUGGCAAGCGGCUGCUUAACCAUGAGCUUGCUCAACAGUAUUUAACAGAGGGCGACGCAGACUUCACCAUCACGUUGCCCUUCUCUUCGCCGGACGCAGUGUUUGAGUCGGUUCACUCGUCCUCUGUCAGGAGCAGACUGGAUGUGGCUCUGUUGAAUCCUUACAACAACAUGACCAUCAAAUACUUUUCCCUGGCUUGCAGCUUCCUCAAAACGCUGACUGAGUGUUUCUCUAACGGAACGAUGACUGCGCUGGCGGUGAAGGUGGAGUCUGCUCCCGGUCUGAACCCCGGUCAGCUGACCCUGAGCGACCCCGCCUGUGGUCCCACCUACAGCGACGAUCGCUUCGCCUACUUCCACUUCACUGUGAACUCCUGUGGCACCACCAGGAAGUUUAUCAACAAUGUCAUGCUGUAUGAGAACGAAAUCUCCUUGCCAGAUGAACUUGAGGUGAAGUUGAAUGCCACGGUGUCUUCAGAGGAGGAAUAUCAGUUAAAGGUUUCCUGCUACUACGUGGCCAACACCACUCGCACAUUGGCCUUCCUGACCAGGCCGCGUGACCACGAGCCUUUUGUCGAGACUGGGACGGGUCGACUAAUGGUCAGAAUGAGACUCGCUCAGGACGCCUCGUAUAACACGUUCCACCAGGAGGAGGACUAUCCAGUGGUGAGGUACCUGAGACAGCCUCUGCACUUUGAGGUGGAGCUGACCACGUCCUCUGACCCCAAGGUAGCGCUGGUGCUUGACCACUGCUGGGCCACCCUCAACGAGGACCGCGACUCCCGACCCCGGUGGAAUCUCAUCAUUAAUGGCUGUGAGAACCCCGGUGAUCCAUACCGUGUGGUCUUCCAUCCGGUGGUAGCUGACGCCAGGGUCCACUUCCCCCCUCACGUCAAACGCUUUGAGGUCUAUAUGUUUUCCUUCGCCGAGGAUGCGGGUGAGCCGAGUGGCCAGGUCUUUGUCCAUUGUGAUGUGGUCAUCUGUGAUGCCAGUAGUCCCUCUGGCGGCCCCUGUAGUGGACAAUGUGUGAAUCAGGACAACCCGAAAAGAGGACAACGACAUGUCAAAGACCUCUUUGAGGAGCGUCAUUUAUAUGUUUCUUCUGGAUACAUUCUUUGGGUGUAAUGUCUCUAACAUGUCAAAUAAAGUGUUCUAUAUAAAACAAUCCUAA